Messenger RNA from Rotaria socialis, 909 nucleotides. Lineage: Eukaryota; Metazoa; Rotifera; Eurotatoria; Philodinida; Philodinidae. The record is from the annotation of a GenBank genome assembly.
AUGCCUAAAAAACCUUUGGAUGCUAAUAAACCUCGUGGACCAGUUACAGCUUAUGCUUUAUUUGUUCGUACUUGUCGUGAUGAAUUACGUCGUAAAUAUCCGCAAUUAGCAGUUGACUAUAAUGUUAUUGCAAAGAAAUGUUCUGAACGUUGGAAAGUUAUGAGUGAUAAUGAAAAAAAACGUUUCAACGAUACAGCCGAUUCACAACGUAAACGAUAUAAAGAAGAAAUGGCAACCUAUUUACAAGAACAAGCAGUGAAGCAACAGCAACAACAGUCGGCAACAUCUUCAAUAUUACUUCAAACUCCUUCAACGCAAUAUCUUGUCGAACCACAACAGCAUACAUUACUUAUACCAACACAAACACAACAAACAACGGCAACAACAAUUGUAACUGUACCAAAGAAACCAGCUAAAAAACGUGAAAGAAAACCUAAAGAUCCACAUGCACCUAAAAAACCGUUGUCUGCUUAUUUUCUAUUUUGUGCUGAUGAACGUCCUAAGGUACAUGGCUCACAAACAGAUGAAAAAAAAAGUAUGUCUGUAAGCGAUGUAGCACGAGAACUCGGCAUACGAUGGAAGAAUGCGCCUGUUGAAUUAAAAAAUAAGUAUGAAGUAGCAGCGUCAGAAAAGAAAAAUGUCUAUCAAGCAGAAAUGGCUAUUUACAAGCACCAAACAUCAACGAACUCUUCACCUCCUGAGACUCCUCAAACUCCUUUGACACCUCAUGAUUUUCAACCACUUUAUUCAUCAUCAUCUAUGCAACAGCAGCACUCACAAUUGCAACAUAUACUUCAACAACAACAUCAACAAAAUUUUAAUUCAUAUGAUAAUAGUGAUACAUCUCAACAUCCAACUGAAUUUGAUAUGAUAACAGGGGGUCAUGCAGUUAGUGAAAAUGACGUGUAA